This is a messenger RNA of Emiliania huxleyi CCMP1516, 206 nucleotides long. RefSeq lists its product as hypothetical. The transcript has a single exon. The record is from RefSeq and is a predicted model, not a curated record. The annotation marks the transcript as partial. Gene Ontology annotation, molecular function: mRNA binding. Lineage: Eukaryota; Haptophyta; Isochrysidales; Noelaerhabdaceae.
AUGAGCCGUGCACAGCCAUCCCAGACGCUCUUCCUUCCCGAGCUUCCGUCCGACAUCACCGACGGCGUCCUCGAGCGCCACUUCCGCGGCUUUGUCGGCUACGAGUCGUGCCGGACGCGCAACGAUCGCAACGGCAAACUUGUUGGCUUUGUCGAGUUUGAGAGCAUCAAGGACGCGUCGCGCGCGCGCGAGUCGAUGCAAGGCGC